This is a messenger RNA of Onychostoma macrolepis, 480 nucleotides long. RefSeq names its product keratin, type I cytoskeletal 9-like. The record is from RefSeq and is a predicted model, not a curated record. NCBI's taxonomy places the organism in Eukaryota, Metazoa, Chordata, Actinopteri, Cypriniformes, Cyprinidae. The transcript has 2 exons. Bases 1 to 480 code for a protein of 159 amino acids.
AUGGAGGAGCCUGACGGAGCCGGAGGAACGGAGGGACGAGGCGCAGCCAGAGGAGUGGAGUCCCAAGGCGCAGGAUGGUCAACGCCAGACCAAGGUGGAGCCGGAGGGAUGAGGGAGCCCGGUGGAGCCAGUGGACAGAUGGGCUACGGCAGCGAGGAGGAAGCUAGGAGCCAUGGUGGAGCCGACGGGUCGACGGGCCGAGGUGGAGUCCGGACCACAGAGGCUGGAGACAGAGGUGAGGGAUACUCCAGCCCAGGCGAUGCUGGAGGAUGGCAGUCCUGGCUGAACUCAGGAAUGGGAGCUGACACUGGAGUGUACUUUCAAGGAGCAGGCACUGGAGAGCACACCGGAGGGCGCACUGGAGGCACAGGCUCUGGAGGACGCUUUUGUGGAGCGGGCACUGGAGGGCGCUCUGGAGGAGCGGAGCUGGACGGGAUCAGUGGAGGCGAAGGAGACUCAGGAGACGAAGACAGGGAUUAA